Molecule: messenger RNA, 1997 nt
Organism: Castor canadensis (American beaver)
Lineage: Eukaryota; Metazoa; Chordata; Mammalia; Rodentia; Castoridae
Gene: Cldnd1
Product: claudin domain containing 1
Cellular component (GO): membrane
Source: RefSeq, a predicted model, not a curated record
GCGGGCUCUGCAGGGAAGUGCGUCAGAGGAGGUGCGGGGAGAGUGGAGUGCUGUGGUCUGAGCUAGAGGGUGAGGCUGGCGGAGCGAGAGGAUGGGCGAGCAGUUUGAAUGCCAGAAUGGAUAACCGUUUUGCUACUGCAUUUGUAAUUGCUUGUGUGCUUAGCCUCAUUUCCACCAUCUAUAUGGCAGCCUCCAUUGGCACAGACUUCUGGUAUGAAUAUCGAAGUCCAGUUCAAGAAAACUCGAGUGAUUUGAAUAAAAGCAUCUGGGAAGACUUCAUUAGUGAUGAGGCAGAUGAAAAGACUUAUAAUGAUGCACUUUUUCGAUAUAAUGGCACGGUGGGAUUAUGGAGACGGUGUAUCACCAUACCCAAAAACACACAUUGGUAUACUCCACCAGAAAGGACAGAGUCAUUUGAUGUUGUUACAAAAUGCAUGAGUUUCACACUAAAUGAGCAGUUCCUGGAGAAAUAUGUUGAUCCUGGAAACCUCAAUAGUGGAAUCGAUCCACUUCGGACCUAUCUUUGGCGUUGCCAGUUCCUUUUACCUUUUGUUAGUCUUGGUCUGAUGUGCUUUGGGGCAUUGAUCGGACUUUGCGCUUGUAUCUGCCGAAGCCUGUAUCCCACCAUUGCUACUGGUAUUCUCCAUCUUCUUGCAGGUCUGUGUACACUGGGCUCAGUAAGUUGCUAUGUUGCUGGAAUUGAACUACUACAUCAGAAACUAGAGCUGCCUGAGAAUGUGUCUGGUGAAUUCGGAUGGUCCUUCUGCCUGGCUUGUGUCUCAGCUCCCUUACAGUUCAUGGCUUCCGCUCUAUUCAUCUGGGCUGCUCAUACCAACCGGAAAGAGUACACUUUGAUGAAGGCAUAUCGUGUGGCAUGAAUGGGAGCUGCCUGCUUUGCAAUUGCCAUUUUUAAUAUAUUUUUAAUAUUGCUAUUUUCUCUUGCCUCCCUCUCGUUUUUAAUUAAAUUUUUAUUUUUUGUGGGUAUACUAUUUUAUCCUGAAAAUACAUUUUAUUUAUACACAUAUACAUCACUAAAUACAUAAUAUCACUAAAAUUUAUUUGGUUUAUUUGGACUGAUUCCAUUUUUCAAAGUAAUCUAGUUUCAAAGCCUAAAUAGUACGAAAUGUAUAGAAACUUGACACAAAUUUGUGAAAGAAAAUUGACAGUGGGAAAUUGACCCAGAACAAGUUCUGCUAAUGUCUGGUAAACUUUCAGGAAUUGGAGUGACUAUGUGUUGAACUAGAAACAUUAAUUUAUUUGGGAAACCUUUUAUCAUUGUCAGAACUUCAUGUUCACUUUGCUGUUGUAGAUAGCAAGUCAGCUAGCAGUAUUUGUCCUGUUUUCAAAGACUGAAAUUCCAUAAAAUUAGGCCAUUUUUUAAGAUCCUUUUCUUUAAAUUUGACAUAGGGCUUCAUCUGAGGUGAAACAUUCACAGCUGUUUAUAUCCACAAUGUCUCUAAGAGAAAAGAAGUGAAAAAUACAGUGUUUACUUGAAAUUUUUACUUUGUAAUUGCAGAAAUUCCAGUUCAGCCAGACAGGGUUAAUUUGGUUAUUAUAUUAUUUGUUUUCUUUUUAAACUCCUUAUAGGAUUUUAAAUACCACCAAAACAUUUUGAAUUUUUCUCUUCCCCUUGCACACACCAGGCUUGUUAAAAGAAUGCUUCUUUUUAAACAUUGCAUUAGGAUCACAGAGUAAAUUCCCCAACUGCUUUCUAUUGAUUCCAGCUAAGUACCGUAACGAAGGUUCUACCAUAAUGACCCUCCAGAGCUGGGAGUAACUACCACAAGAUCUAAAACUAAGGCUCUCCCUUUAGCCUCUAACUAUGGUCUUUAUUUCUUGUGGUGAAAUGUGCCUUUCCUUGCCUAAUCCCCUUCCUGGUGUGUAUCAACAUCAUUUAAUGUCUUCUAAUUAAGUCAUUUUUUUACAAAUAUGUCUAUAAACAUUGAACUUUAAAAAUAUUAUUUAUUUAUUCCAUUGUAGCAUUUGACAGAUUUAAA